CAAAUUAUAAAAAAGUAAACUAAAUUUUCUAUCAAAAAAGGAAUUAAAAAUAAUCUAAUUUCAGAAAUUAGAUAAAAUAGCAAUUUUGUUAUUUUUAGGAUAGCAAUCAAAUAGUUAUUAAUCAUGGAGGGACUUGAAGAACUGGAAGAUGAUCUUAAUAAACUUAAAAGAGAAUCUAAUUAAAGAUCUGCAUUAGCAAUAGCUUUUCUUGCAAUAUGGAUAUAUUUGUUUACAACCUAAAAUUUUGAGGCAUAGAUAUUUGUCUAAGGAUUUUUAUCAGGGAUGAAUAUUGCUUAAAUAUGUACAAGUUGUCUAAUUUAAAUGAUAUUUUUACUAACGAAGAGGAAAAUACAGUGCUUCACUUUAUUCAAAUGCUUUUCAUUCUGCUUAGGAUUACUAACAUUAAUUGAUUUUAUUUUAAUUAUCAUUACUGUUAUCUUCUAAAGUGACCCUUUCAAUUAAAAAUACUAAUUUUCAUACUCAAUUUUAGGAUUUAUGUUCCUUACAGUACUAACCAUUUGGAUAUAAUCAGAUUACGAGUAUAAAAUUAUUAAGCUUUAAAUAAGAAUGGUUUUAAUAUAAAAUGAGAUAAUAAGAAAUCUUCUUCAAGAUUACUUGAUUAAUUAAAAUAAUCGUUAAGACGAAGAGAACAUUUAAUAAAGAGUUGAAAGAAUUUAGAGCAUUGACCCAAGUUAAAUUGAUCCUGUUUAUGGUAACAUAUGUACAAUUUGCAAUGAUGAAUGUGGUCUAUAAGAAAAAGCAGUUUAGCUUAAAUGUCUUCAUAUUUUCCAUGGUGAGUGUAUACGCAAAUGGUUGCUUUAAUAAAGGUAUUGUCCUAAUUGUAGAGAUUAAGUAUUUUGA
Messenger RNA from Tetrahymena thermophila SB210, 861 nucleotides. RefSeq names its product zinc finger, C3HC4 type (RING finger) protein. The record is from RefSeq and is a predicted model, not a curated record. Gene Ontology annotation, molecular function: ubiquitin protein ligase activity. The transcript has a single exon. Lineage: Eukaryota; Ciliophora; Oligohymenophorea; Hymenostomatida; Tetrahymenidae. Gene Ontology annotation, biological process: ubiquitin-dependent protein catabolic process.